Messenger RNA from Porites evermanni, 1134 nucleotides. Lineage: Eukaryota; Metazoa; Cnidaria; Anthozoa; Scleractinia; Poritidae. The record is from the annotation of a GenBank genome assembly.
AUGAACAACACAUCACAAGCAGCAGAGUUCAGUUUUCAUCCGGCAUUUGUUCUUACUUGCGCGAUUUUUUACGUGGUCAUCAUCACGACUUCGGUGCUCGGAAACCUGCUUGUUUGCACGGCAAUCUGUUUCAACAAAAGCCUCCGUUCCUCGCCUACGAUGACCUUCAUCUUCUCACUGGCUUGUUCCGAUCUUCUAACCGCGUGCCUUGCCAUGCCGUUCGACGUAGAAAGCUUACUUGUGGGAGGCGUAUGGAAACACACUGAGCUUUUGUGCAUAGCAUGGACAACAGCGUACCUGUUCAGCGUACCAACCUCCAUGCUGACUCUCGUGGUCCUUACAGUUGAUCGCUACAAGGCUCUGAGUGAUCCUUUAAGGCGUUUCCGCAAAAGAGGGUUUCUAUCUCUGAAGCGUUCUCGAGUCGUUGUGGUCUUCCUGUGGUGUUACUGUCUUGCCUUUUCGUUAAUUCCUAUUAUGGGCUGGCGGUAUUAUCCCUCCCAUGUCAUUAACGGCAACUGCUACUUCAAUAUUACACCAGAGUACUCCGCUCUUACUACGGUUAUCCAUUUUGUUUUACCUAUAUUCAUAAUCAGCGGGAUCUAUUUAAAGAUAUAUCGCAUAGCACAGAACGUUAAAGGUUGUCAGGAUUUUACGAAAGCUUCUGUCUCCUCACCAAGUCACAUAGUUCGACACCCAGCACCGAGUGAGCACGGGAACUUUCAGAGAAAUCUCAAGGCGACGAAGACCAUUGCUUUGAUAAUCUGUACGCUGUUUUUCUGCUGGUUUCCUUUCUGUGCUGCGAGUUUCACUCUAAGUCUUUGCAAGCAGUGCUAUUUUAACUCGCCACCAGAAUUGCUAAUCGCGCUAUUAAUCCUGGGAUAUCUGAACUCCGCGCUUAGCCCCUUUAUAUACUCGCUACGGAACCGGAGGAUCAGGGAAACAUACCACAACCUUUACCUGUCAAUCAUAAAAUUCGGUCUGAGAGGCGCAGAGCACCGAUCGAGGUUAGGAUCGUCAUCGUCCCAGAGAAGCACGUCAUCUAUAAUAUUUAGUAGAGGACGUCAUGUGAGCACCUCUGGAUACGAAAAUAGUGUGAGGCUGACAUCUUACAACGUUUCGAUAAAGUUGCCAUGA